Messenger RNA from Acaulospora morrowiae, 1047 nucleotides. NCBI's taxonomy places the organism in Eukaryota, Fungi, Glomeromycota, Glomeromycetes, Diversisporales, Acaulosporaceae. The record is from the annotation of a GenBank genome assembly.
AUGUCAGAUCCUGAGAACAAUGACGGCGUUGUCGAUCAAAACAUGGAGAAUUCUGAUGUAGAGGAAUUUGAGUUGAAGUUGGGUAGUACUUUUGGCGCAAAAAAUGGAUCUUUACCCAAAUCUUAUUAUAAGCUUGUCUAUGAUAGUCAUGAAAAUAUUGAUUUCUCAAAGGCUACCGAUUUGGAAUUUCGAGACGAAGAAACAUUACAGGUUUCCUUUUGCGGAGAUUCGGUAAAUAGACAAGCCCAAGGCGACGAAGUUCAAUUAUUGACCGGACAACGAUUUGAAGAUUACACAGAAGACUUUGAAGAGGAGGAUCUCGAAGCCGAAAAGCAGUGUUUAUUAAUUUAUGAUGAGAAUUCUCGAACGUGGACGCUGGAAUGUAUAGAUUAUAGUUACAAAAUUGGCAAUGACGAGAAAAAUACAAAUAAAGAAUCUCCUGGAUCAGAAUAUUUUGAGCAGAAAUUCGAGUCUGAUUUGAUGCAACAAAGUGAAGAGGAAGUUCAAGAAUUAACCGAGGAUGAAAAUAAUGAAGAACCCGAUAGGUUUAUGAAUGACAGUGAAAUUCAAAUAAAUGAAGAAAAUGGUCACAAUGACGAAAAUGGAGAUGAGUAUUAUGGUGAAGGGUUAUUAUCAGACGAUGGAUUAGAAGAAAUAGAUGAACCCAUUCAGCACGUACACGUAGACCAAAGAGAAAAUGAUGUAUUUGAGGAUGAAAUAAUAAAAGACGAUGGUUCUGAAUCAUCAGGAAGUUCGUCUUCGAAAAGUAGCACGUCCACUGGAACAGAUUCCGAUGAUUCUGAGGAGGAAGCAACUGGUUCUUCCGAUUCAGAUUCUGAUCUGGAGGCUCUGGGAGCACAGUUGACCCAAGAGAUGAUGGAAACGGAAGAAAGUAAACCAGUGGAAACGAGAAAAAAUAUAAACUCUUUAGAACGAAACGUACAAAUUCCAAGCUCACAGCCUACCUCCCUGGCAGCAUUAUUUGGUGGUCAAGGUGCAAGACAAGAAGAACAAGACGAUAGUGAUUCAUCAUCAGCAAGUGACUAA